Molecule: messenger RNA, 1080 nt
Organism: Eruca vesicaria subsp. sativa (arugula)
Lineage: Eukaryota; Viridiplantae; Streptophyta; Magnoliopsida; Brassicales; Brassicaceae
Source: the annotation of a GenBank genome assembly
CUUUGAGGUUUUUCUUUGUAUUAUAAUACACACACAAACAUAAUAGUGUGUCGUCUUCUCAUAUCAUCAUCAUCAUCAUUAUCAUCAUGCAUCAUCUUCUUCUUGGUUCUUUCUUUACCUCCGAUUUAUAGCUUUUUAACUAUUAUUCCUUCUUCUUCUUGGUUGCUUUAUCUUGAUCUCAGUUUAUUAACUUCGACGCAAAGAAGAAGAUCUAAGAUGUCGUCAUCAUCAUAUAACGCAAGCGUUGCUCCAUCAUCAUCCUCUGCUCAGCCGUUCUUCCUCACUGACUCAGGCCUCGGAGAUAACGAAUUUGACCGGAAAGAUACGUUUAUAUCAAUGAUACAAGAACCUAACUCCUCAGCUCCACCGCCCAAGAAACGAAGAAACCAACCCGGAAACCCAAUUCCUGAUGCGGAAGUGGUAGCGUUAUCUCCAAAGACACUAAUGGCUACAAACAGGUUCAUCUGCGAUGUAUGCAAGAACGGGUUUCAAAGAGAACAAAAUCUACAGCUUCACCGAAGAGGGCACAAUCUCCCAUGGAAGCUCAAACAGAAAUCAACCAAAGAAGUGAGGAGGAAAGUGUAUCUUUGUCCGGAACCCACGUGCGUCCACCAUGAUCCCGCACGUGCUCUCGGAGAUCUCACAGGAAUUAAGAAGCACUACUACCGCAAACACGGUGAAAAGAAGUGGAAAUGCGAGAAAUGUUCUAAGCGGUACGCUGUUCAAUCGGAUUGGAAAGCUCACUCUAAGACUUGUGGUACUAAAGAGUAUCGAUGUGACUGUGGUACCAUAUUUUCUAGACGCGAUAGUUACAUUACACACAGGGCUUUCUGUGAUGCAUUGAUACAAGACACUGCUAGAAACCCUACCGUGAGCUUCACGUCUAUGGCAGGUGCCAUUAGCGUCGCUGGCUCCGGUGGAUUUUACGGGAGACUCGACGGUGGCAAUGCUUUCUCUCACCACCAUUUGAUUGACCUUCCUAACUACGAAUUUUCGCUUAUGCCAGGUUACAAUCUAAACAUCGCAUUUCUGAAAAUAGCAGAGACUUUGCGCAGCAAGCGUCAAACCCUAACUUCUUGA